GAGCUAUUGCAGCAAGAUGGAUUUGGGAAGGAACCAAUCUCACCUGACACCCCAUCAGAAAACUGAUUCUCAUCAAGAGAAGAACCGCGUGCCAGAAGUCAUUGGAACUUGGAGUCUGCGAAACAGAGAACAACUCAGGAAAAGAAAAGCUGAAGCACAAGAAAAGCAGACUUCACAAUGGCAAUUUGGAGAGAAAAAAUACAAGCGGCAGAGAACAGGAAAAGGAAAUCAAAGAGGCAGAAAGAAACAGCAAAAUACAGAACUGAAGAUGGAGCCUCAGUCACAAUUAGAAAAGGAAAUGAUGGAGAAAGCACUGAUGCCUACAGAGAAAGAAAAUGAAUUACCUAAGAGUGUAACUGAAGCUCUCCCUUUGGCAGCCUCCCCCCAAAGAGUUGUACCUGAGAAAAAAUUUUCUGCAAUAGGUGAAGAAAGCAUUAUACAUCAGGGAAAUUCUUCUGAGUGCCAAGAAACAACAGUACAAAACCACCCUUCUGAAAUAGGCCAAGGUAUGGCUGAACCCGAAGACCUCUCUCCUAAAAUGUGCCAAGAAACAUCUAUAGUCAAAGCCCUUCCUUCUAAAACAUAUGAAGACAUAACUGGCAUGAAAGGAUGCUCUCUUGAAGCAUAUCCCAAACCAGAUGUGCCUAAAGACUAUGCUUUUGAAACACACCAAAAAAGAGCUGAACCCAAGGAAGACAGUACUGAACCAGGUCAAGGAAUAGUUGGGACUGAAAGCUUUCUUCCUAAAAUACAACAAGAAGUAGCUGUGCCUAACGACCUUUCUACAAAAACAUACCAAGACACAGUUGAACCUGAACACUUUUCUCAUAAAGCAUAUGAAGAAAUUGAUGUGCCUAAAACCCUCUCUCAUAAAACAUUCCAAGAAACACCUGCUCAUGAAGAACGUCCAUCUGAGAUAUACAUUUAUCGAGAAACACCUGGGCCUGAAGACUGUGCACCUGAAAUAUAUGAAGACACACCUGGGCCUGAAGACUGUGCACCUGAAAGAUACCAAGAGACACCNUAUACGGACACACCUGGGCCUGAAGACUGUGCACCUGAAAGAUACCAAGAGACACCUGGGCCUGAAGAUCUCUCUACUAAGACAUAUAAAAAUAAGAAUGUGCCCAAAGAAUGCUUUCCAGAACCAAACCAAGAAGCAGAUGGGCCCCAAGGCCAGGAUCCUAAAGCACACCAGGAAGAUGCUAAGGAUGUUUAUACUUUUCCUCGAGAAAUGAAAGAAAAACCGAAAGUCGAAGGACCAGAGAUACCAGCAAUUCCAAAUGUUCCUCAAGAGAUUCACCCAGAAAAUGAUGUCUAUAGUUACAUUUGUUUUAACAAUGCUCAAUCAUAACAGUUGUGCAACAAAUACACAUCUUAUUACAUGCAAUUUUUCUCAAAAUAUUGUAGAAAUAUCUACAAUAUUCAUUAAUAUUUUAAUAGCGUGUUUUUUUUCCAUGUGUAGACCACAUCUGAAAGAGAGAACUAAUGUGUUUUUUCAGGCUCUACCACAUAAGACAAUAACCUGCAGUGUGUGUGUGCGCAUGUGUGUAUGUAUAUGUUAUCUGUAUAUUGGGGUGAGAAUAGUGGUGGGAAGAGAUAAAAAUGGGAAAGGGGAGGGCUGAAUAAUUAAUUUUCCCCUAAUUAAUUUUUUUAUUAAUUCUUAAGAGCAGAAAAAUUAAUGUUUGAACACUUGAAGUUUGGGUGAGUACAUAGUUUUCUUGUAAACUUUGUUGAACUAAUAAUGUAAUAACUUCAAAAUUUUAUUCAGGCUUUUAGUUGGCUUUUUAAGUUAAUUUUAACAAUUCUUAUCAUUCUGGGGCUCCAAAGAUAUUUUGGAGUGCUGAAUAUAGUCUACUUGUGUAUUUGAGUUUUGAUGUUCUAUUUUUACUUUUUAUAUAUUGUAUUUGUACAAAAUGUACAUUAAAUCAUUAUUGCAUACUAA
This is a messenger RNA of Miniopterus natalensis, 1945 nucleotides long. RefSeq names its product hemogen (gene HEMGN). The record is from RefSeq and is a predicted model, not a curated record. Gene Ontology annotation, biological process: cell differentiation; regulation of osteoblast differentiation. Gene Ontology annotation, cellular component: nucleoplasm. Lineage: Eukaryota; Metazoa; Chordata; Mammalia; Chiroptera; Miniopteridae.